Molecule: messenger RNA, 2713 nt
Organism: Brassica oleracea var. oleracea
Lineage: Eukaryota; Viridiplantae; Streptophyta; Magnoliopsida; Brassicales; Brassicaceae
Product: protein NLP8
Exons: 7
Coding region: 257-2578 (773 amino acids)
Molecular function (GO): DNA-binding transcription factor activity; protein binding
Source: RefSeq, a predicted model, not a curated record
CACAAAAGUUUCAGAGAGAAAAACCGAUUAGAUUCCCUGUCUGAGUAGACUUUCUCUCCUUCCUUGCAAAGCUUACGACUUUAGAUUUAAUAGAAUCUGCCUCUUAUUUCACUCAGCUCACGUAGCUUCUUCUCAAGAGAACUCAAGAUACUGGUGGAGGUUUCAACUUUCAAGCAUCUCCUUUUUGUAAUCAAAGAUCCUGUCUUUGAUCUCAAUCAGUUCGUAUCAAAAUCAACACUUGUUAAUCAUCAACGAGAUGGCACACCCUUUUGCUUCCAGAGAAAAUGGGUUUGGCUAUCAAGAGCAUAUGGAUGGUUUAACCAUUGGUUCUGGUGUUUGGAGUUUCAUCUCUGAUGACAUGCUCAGCUCCUCUCCCACCUCUGAGCUUGUGAAUUUCAACUCUUUCCCCACGUGGUGCAAUAUCCCUUUUGACACUGACAUGUUGUUCUCCCAGUAUGGUCAAGAAAUGAGCUCUAGGAGUCAUCAUCACUCAUUAGAUAUCGAUGAGAUAAGUGGUAAACGACGCAGUGUACUGAACUGUACUAUCCCCAGGUCUUUGAGCCACUCAUUAGAUGAGAAGAUGCUUAAAGCACUAAGCUUGUUUAUGCAGUUCUCAGGUUCAGGAGACGGCGUUUUAGCACAAGUCUGGACUCCUGUCAAGACAGGAGACCAGUACAUGCUCAGCACAUGCGGUCAAGCCUAUCUGCUUGACCCGAGGCUCUCUCAGUACCGUGAGGUCUCAAGGAAAUUCACGUUCGCUUCCAAACCAAAUCAAUGUUCUUAUCCUGGUCUCCCCGGGAGAGUCUUCAUCUCUGGAGUGCGCGAAUGGACAUCAAACGUGAUGUAUUACAAGAAGGACGAGUAUCUGCGUGUGAAGCACGCAAUAGAUAACGAAGUCUGUGGCUCCAUUGCCAUACCUGUCCUUGAAGCAUCUGGGACAUCUUGUUGUGCUGUCAUGGAGGUUGUCACAUCUGAUGAAAAGCUCAAUUUUGAUGUCGAGAUGGACUCUGUUUGCCGUGCUCUCCAGGCUGUAGACUUAAGGACAUCAGUGGUCCCUCGCCCUCAGUACCUUUCAAGUAAUCAAAGAGACGCCUUAGCUGAAAUACAAGAUGUUCUGCGAGCACUAUGUCAUGGACACAAGUUGCCUUUAGCUCUGACCUGGAUCCCAAACUCAGGUGUUCUUUGCGUAGAGGAGACAGCUUGUAAUGUGAAUGAUAUGGAGAUGGAAGGCUUUGUCCACGCGUGUUUGGAUCAUCCUCUAAGAGAAAAGGAAGGUAUCGUUGGCAAAGCUUUUGUAUCCAACCAACCGUCCUUUUCUUCUGAUGUGAAGUCGUAUGACAUCAGUGAAUACCCUCUUGUCCAUCACGCCAGAAAGCACGGUUUGAAUGCUGCGGUUGCUAUAAAGCUGAGGAGCACUUACACUGGUGAAGAUGAUUACAUUCUUGAACUUUUCUUGCCUUUAAGUUUGAAAGGAAGCUUGGAACAACAACUUUUAUUAGACAGCCUUGAGGUUACUUUGCAGAGAGUUUGUCGAACUCUGAGAACUGUUUCAGAUGUUGUGGGGGAAACUAACUCUACCACAAGCAUAUUUUCUGAAAAGUCCUCUGAUAAAGAUAGUACAGGAUCUCAAGGCACUUGUGAGCAGGAUAUGAGCAAAGGUAGAACAGCAGAGAGGAAGAAAGGCACCAUAGAGAAGAAUGUCAGCUUAAGAGUUCUCCAACAACAUUUCUCUGGGAGUCUUAAGGAUGCUGCAAGACGCAUUGGUGUUUGUCCCACUACAUUAAAGCGGAUAUGCAGACAACAUGGGAUCAUGAGGUGGCCAUCUCGCAAGAUUAAUAAAGUGAACAGGUCAUUAAGGAAAAUACAAAUAGUGCUUGACUCUGUCCAUGGUAUAGAAGGAGGACUGAGGUUUGACUCAGCAACUGGAGAGUUUGUUUCAGUUUGCUCUUCUAAUGGUAACAAUGCAUCAUGUGAGCUCUUGAAACCUGAAUCAGUCGACAAUACAAUUAAGUUAGAAGAUGAUAUCAUCACAAACGGAUCAUUCAUGGAGGUUAAUGCUUGUGAUCAGCAAUGUGCUUUGAAGGCUGAACAGUCUGGCUUCAAUGGCAGCUCUCAGGCAAUUGCAAGUGGCAAUAUUAUCGAACCUAACCGGUCCACGUCAGAUUCAUCAAAUGGCUCAGGAGCAGUUAUGCUUAGAAGCUCAUCUCCUUCUAUGGACCAUAGGAACCAAAUGAGAGCACACAAAAGCAAUAGCAGCGAGAGUGGAUCAGCAACGCUCACUGUAAAGGCCACUUACAGAGAAGACACAACACGUUUCAAGUUCGAUCCAUCAGUUGGGUGUCUACAGCUCUACAAAGAAGUUGGGAAACGCUUUAGACUGCAAGAAGGGUUGUUUCAGCUCAAGUACUUUGACGACGAAGAGGAAUGGGUGAUGCUGGUUACAGAUUCUGAUCUCCAAGAGUGUUUGGAGAUGUUAGUUGGUAUGCAAAAACAGACGGUGAAGUUUCUUGUUCGUGAUUUGCCUGCGCGUAUAGGUAGUUCUGCUGGUAGCAAUGGUUACCUAGGAGAAGGUUUAUAACACCUACUGCUCAGUUAUGUCUUCUCCUGUGAAAGAAUGUUGUUGUUUUUUUGUCAACGAAAGAAUGUUGUUUAGUUCUCGGUAUAUUAAUUUGCUUGUAAAAAAGGCAUGAGUGGGAAAGGUAAUUUUGGUAUU